AUGCAGGAAACUUUUAGAGACGGAAACUCAACACACUAUGGGAGCUUCACCUGCUACAGAGACCCGCACCUGAGCCAGCGGUGUCACCCGAUGCCGCUAGCCGACCAUCAGCCCAGUCCAAACAACAUGAUCUUCAUCUUCUUCACCCGACCUCCGGGACCAGUGUCCCGGGGCUCCUGUAACCCCCAGCUUGGCGACCAUGUGGGUCGCGCAGCACAGCUGUCAGCCUCGUCUACCUGCGGUCUGGACGGACCAGAAAACUACUGCAUCCUCGGGUACCUGGAGGUCAGAGGAGAAGAGAAAUGUUUCACAUGUGACUCUCAGCUGCCGUACAAUCUCCAUAGCAACCCUAACAGCCACCGCAUCGAGAACGUCAUUACGACCUUUGACCCUGAAAGGAAAAUGAAAUGGUGGCAGUCUGAGAAUGGAGUUCAUGAGGUCAGCAUUCAGCUGGAUCUGGAGACCGUGUUCCAGUUCAGUCACCUGGUCCUCACCUUCAAGAGUUUCCGUCCGGCGGCCAUGUUGGUGGAGCGAUCGAAGGAUUUUGGACGAAGCUGGAAAGUUUUUCGUUAUUUUGCAGAAGACUGUUUGCUUCAUUUCCCUUCAGUGUCAGAUCAGCCGGCCAAAAGCGUUGACGACGUGGUCUGUGACAGCAGGUACUCUGGUUCAGAUCCAUCCACUGAUGGAGAGGUUGUGCUGAAAGCUCUUGAUCCUGUGUUUGAAAUAGAAAACCUGAACGCACCACACAUCCAAGAUCUGAUCACCUUGACAAAUAUCCGUGUGAACUUCACUCGUCUGUUCAUGUUGGGCGACACGGUGCUGGGGCGAAGACGCAGGAACCCUCAGGACAAAUAUUACUACGCUCUUUACAACAUGGUGGUCCGAGGAAGCUGCUUCUGUCACGGACACGCCAGCCAAUGUACGCCUGUGGACGGAGGACAAGGGAGUGUCUUUACCAUGACUGCCAUGGUUCAAGGUCGAUGUGGUUGUCAGCACAACACAGCCGGAGAUAACUGUGAGAAAUGUCAGGACUUUCACCACGACUCCCCCUGGAGGCCUGGAGGAGAAAACAACGCCAACAUCUGCAGGAGGUGUAACUGUCACGGUCACUCAGACUCGUGUCACUUUGACUCGGCUCGUUUCCAAGCAACGGGCAGCAUCAGCGGCGGUAUCUGUGACGACUGUCGUCAUGACAGGACAGGGCCUCAGUGUGACCAAUGCCGACCCUUCCUGUAUCGAGAUCCACAGAGAGCGGCCGACGACCCACACGGCUGCAUACCGUGUGACUGCGACCCGGCAGGUUCUCAGGACGGCGGUCUCUGUGACGCCCUGAGUGGCCAUUGCGUCUGUAAAGAAAACGUGGAGGGUCAACGUUGUGAUCGCUGUAAACACGGCUUCUUCAAUCUGACACAGGACAAUCCCACCGGCUGUCAGGUGUGCAGGUGUCAUUUUUUGGGAAGUGUUGGGUCUUGUGAUCAGCUGACAGGAAGUUGUGAAUGUGACCAUUUGGCAAUGGGACCGCUGUGUGAUCGAUGUCUGGUAGUUUUCAUUUUAACAAAUCAAUCAAUCCGUUAUGACUCUGUUGUGACUCCGUUGAGGUUUCUGGGUUUGGGAAACUCUGUGUUAGGUGUUGCGCCGUGCGACUGCGAUUGUUCUCCAGAGGACGGACAGUGUCAGUGUUUACCCAACAUGGGGGUCGGGUCGGCGCUGCUCCGCCCCUGCCCCCGGCUACUUCCUGCCUCUUUGGACUACUUCCUGUAUGAGGGGAGCUCGCUGCCCCGCUGCACGGAGGAAGCUCUCCUCCAUCUACUCUACUCCUCCUUCUUCUCUUCUCCUCUG
Molecule: messenger RNA, 1839 nt
Organism: Etheostoma spectabile (orangethroat darter)
Lineage: Eukaryota; Metazoa; Chordata; Actinopteri; Perciformes; Percidae
Product: laminin subunit beta-4-like
Biological process (GO): animal organ morphogenesis; tissue development
Source: RefSeq, a predicted model, not a curated record